This is a messenger RNA of Myotis lucifugus (little brown bat), 747 nucleotides long. It is a transcript of the gene GLIPR1L2, whose product is annotated as GLIPR1 like 2. NCBI's taxonomy places the organism in Eukaryota, Metazoa, Chordata, Mammalia, Chiroptera, Vespertilionidae. The record is from RefSeq and is a predicted model, not a curated record. The transcript is spliced from 4 exons. The coding region runs from base 1 to 747 and encodes 248 amino acids.
AUGGAGGCGCCGAGGCCCUUUGCACAGGACUGGUACGUCCCAUGGCUCUCCCUGACGCGAGGGGCCGAUUUGACGCUGUGGCUCUGUGAGCUCUGGCUACUCCUGCUGACGUCCGGCUUGUGCGCGGGUUUACUGCCGCACGAAGAGGACGUGAACUUUAUCAAUGAGUACGUGAACCUCCACAAUGAACUCCGAGGCAAGGUCAAGCCCCCUGGGGCUAACUUGCGCUUCAUGACUUGGGAUGUAGCUUUGUCACGGACUGCUAGAGCAUGGGGGAAAAAAUGUGUGUUUGAGCGUAAUAUUCAUUUAGAAGAAAUAAAAAUGGCCCAUCCUAAAUUUAAUGGUAUUGGUGAAAAUAUGUGGGUCGGCCCUGAAAAUGAAUUUACUGCAAGUAUUGCUAUCAGAAGUUGGUAUGCAGAGAAGGAAAGGUACCAUUUUGGAAAUGGCACUUGCUCUGGUGACUGUUCUAAAUAUAUGCAGCUUGUUUGGGACAAGUCUUACAAAGUUGGUUGUGCUGUUACUCCGUGUUCAGAAGUUGGACGUAUUAAAUAUGCAGCACUUUUCAUAUGUAACUAUGCACCAGGAGCAACUUUAAGAAGAAAGCCUUAUCAACAAGGAGUAGUUUGUUCUCAAUGUAACGAAAGUGACAGAUGCACAGAUUUUCUAUGCAGUAAGACAAAGAAAAUAACUUCAACAUUUUUAAAAAAAAACAUAGUGCAUAGGACGAUGAGAAAAAUGAAGUGUUGA